AUGGAUUCAGAUUGGAGAGAGCUAGAUCAAUACCUUGCUCUGAACGAUGAGGAGUUUGCGGCGAUUUUCGGCUCAGCGUCUGGAGACCGCGUUGGCUCCCAAAGUCGAACUAUGGAACCUCCCGUGCAGCUUGGACCAGAUGCUAUCGGAGAUGAUGUCUCUCCCCCGAAAGGCAUCCAUAAACCGAGCGCUCACAAAAAGCGACGCAAUCGAAACCGAAAGCGCUACGCUUGUAGCCAUCCCGGCUGUACCUUUUCAGCUACCUGGAAGGCUGCGAUGAUACGCCAUGAGAAGAAGCACAGCGAUCCUUCAUAUGUGUAUGUCCCGGCGAGGGCGCGGCAGACUUAUAGUAGGUGUCGCCACUGUGGCAGCUUCUCUAAGAGGACUGGGCAUGGGCUAGUAGGGGUACCGGUGGAUCCUUUGCACAGUCAAUGGAGAGGGAUUGAUAUACCCGGGGGUCAGGGUGGUGUUCAAGGCCACAUCAACUUGAAUCAGAAUACGGCGUCGUCCUCGAACGUCAGGGGUUUUUCUAAUACAGGCGUGGAUGGUUUCUUUAUGGGUGGGUCGCAGAAUCUCCCCAUUCCCGGUCCUCAGGUUUUAGAUUCCACUGCCAAUGCCGCCGUGAGUGCAUUAGCAUUGGCACCGGCUGCGCCUGCCAAUCAGUAUGACUAUGUUCAUCCUAGGCCUAACAUUGUCGACUUUGACUUCUCGGCCGCUCCUGCUGCUUCAUCAUCAGCUGCUGGUCCCAGUUUCCUCGGCUGGUUCGAAUCUGGCUCAGAGCCGGGCCAUCCCCUCGGUACCGGUCACGGUAUUCGAGCACCUGUCCCUAUGCAAGGCUAUAACCAGGCCCAGGCCAGUGACUUGAUCAACUCCGACUUUGACAAGUGGCUGAACUCUGGUUGGGAAGGUGUCGCAGGUCCUGCAUCGGGUGCACCUACUAACCCCGCCAUUAUGCCUGCGGAGACGCAUCAAGUUUUCCAACAGACUUUGGAUUUUGAGGGGUCCGGCGGGAGUGAUUUGUACGGUGCGCAGCAGGCCCCGCAAAUGGGAGACACAACUACUAGUGUGACGGCCGGUGAUCAGCAGCCUCAGGGAGAUGACGAUUUGGGGAAACUCCUGGAGUUCUUCGACUGGUCGGCUGACUCGGAUGAUGGGAGUGUUCAAGCAAGUUGA
This is a messenger RNA of Coprinopsis cinerea okayama7#130, 1173 nucleotides long. RefSeq lists its product as hypothetical. The record is from RefSeq and is a predicted model, not a curated record. The transcript has a single exon. The coding region runs from base 1 to 1173 and encodes 390 amino acids. NCBI's taxonomy places the organism in Eukaryota, Fungi, Basidiomycota, Agaricomycetes, Agaricales, Psathyrellaceae.